Molecule: messenger RNA, 1871 nt
Organism: Heterocephalus glaber (naked mole-rat)
Lineage: Eukaryota; Metazoa; Chordata; Mammalia; Rodentia; Bathyergidae
Gene: Znf784
Product: zinc finger protein 784
Biological process (GO): regulation of transcription by RNA polymerase II
Cellular component (GO): nucleus
Molecular function (GO): DNA-binding transcription factor activity, RNA polymerase II-specific; RNA polymerase II transcription regulatory region sequence-specific DNA binding
Source: RefSeq, a predicted model, not a curated record
GCGCCUGCGCAAUGCCUCUACGCAGCUCAAGUCCCGCCCCCAUCCAGACCGAUCAUUGGCCUCGGGGACCGGGCUCGGGCACAAGAUGGCUGCCACGCGCCGGGAGUCCCCGAGUCCGAGCGCCCUGACCCCGGAGUCGCGAUCCCCGGAGCUGCCGGACCUGGUCCUGGUGCCCGAUGACGGCCGCCCCGCCACUCCCCCGAGUGACCUCAUCGAGAUCCAGGUGGUGAAGGUCACGGACACCGCGCUAGUCCCCGGGCCCCCCGAGCCGGGCUACUUCCGCUGCGCUUUGUGCCCAGCCGCCUUCCGGCUGGUGUCCGAGCUGCUGUUCCACGAGCGCGGCCACCUGACAGGCGCGGCCGGCGGCGGGGGCGGCGGAGACCCCAGCCGGUGCCACGUGUGCGGCCACCGCUGCGCCGGGCCUGCCAGCCUGCGAACGCACUACGGCCUGCACACGGGCGAGCGCCCCCGCCCCUGCGCACGCGCCUUCAAGGCCCUGGCGCCCCUGCUGCGGCUCCAGCACCGCCGCGGCGCCGAGCCCGGGCCCUCGCGCGCGCCCCCGACGCGCGCCGAGGCUGCGGGGGAGCCAGGUCCCGGGGCGCCCCCGGAGAGGGCCGAGGCGGUGCUGGCGGCGGCGGCGGCGGGCGCGGCGGUGGGCAAGCCCUUCGCCUGCAGGUUCUGCGCCAAGCCGUUCCGCCGCUCCUCCGACAUGCGGGACCACGAGCGGGUGCACACGGGCGAGCGGCCCUACCACUGCGGCGUGUGCGGCAAGGGCUUCACGCAGUCCUCGGUGCUCAGCGGCCACGCACGCAUCCACACGGGCGAGCGCCCCUUCCGCUGCGCGCUCUGCGACCGCACCUUCAACAACUCCUCCAACUUUCGCAAGCACCAGCGCACGCACUUCCAUGGGCCCGGGCCGGGGUCCCCGACGUUGGUGGCCGAGGUGGCGGGGAGCGCGUGUGAGGCAAGCCACGCCCGGGAGGAGGGGCGCGGGGUCGAGGUUGACCAGUAGCCGGAACAGCCGGCUGAGGGAGUUAACUUGGGAGGUUACAGGGAGAGGUGCGGGGGACCGGGGCAAUAGCGAAGGGAGACCAGGAGCAGUCGCCUGCGCAACAGAGCUCAAGGACCAGGUUCUGGACGCCAGAAGCCCGAGCCACGCCUAUGUGACACCCAGAGAAGGAGACAAGCAGCCCUGUGGUGCUCGGUAGGACCACGGGGCAUUUCAGCGCCCCUUUCGAGUCCCUGGGAGAGACACAGCGUGUCACAAGAGAGGACACUACAGAGAGACAACCAGGUCCACCUCAGCACUCCUGGCCCACCCCUUCACCUGCAGAGUGCUGGGCUGCCUGGGGGACCCCUGGGUGGACCAGGAUGGAAUCUUUUGCCUACCUCACCAGAUUGCACUGGACCUGCGCUGCCUCCCCACCGCAGGCAGUUGCCCAUCGGGUGGUGUGUACAGACCAGGAUCCCACCACUCAAAGCCAGAGGGUCCUCAAGUGACUCGAGCUGAGAGCACUGAGGACCUGGGCCUGUUCCAAGGGUCACUGCUUCCCACACCCCCAGGCUGGUCCCUCCUUAACCCAUUGCAGCCCCCUCUUCCGACACAACUAAGAGUGGGCCCAGCAAACAACCACCUACCACCCUUCCUGAAACGGUAUCAGUCUGUGGUCCCCACAGCUACAAAGGAGCCUCAGGUUUCUCUAAUUUCCUCCACUUGGAAUUUGAAGCAGGCAGCUACUGCCCGAGCCCAGACAGUUCUAAAAAGGGCAGGUCCGUGGGAGCAUAGACUGGCCUGGGUGGGGUCAAGAGGAGGCGGGAGCCUCCAGUCUCUGGUUCCUAUUAAAGGACUGUCUGAGGGUUGCUCUCAUCAA